Mollisia scopiformis is the source of this 1191-nucleotide messenger RNA. RefSeq lists its product as uncharacterized. NCBI's taxonomy places the organism in Eukaryota, Fungi, Ascomycota, Leotiomycetes, Helotiales, Mollisiaceae. The coding region runs from base 1 to 1191 and encodes 396 amino acids. The transcript has 4 exons. The record is from RefSeq and is a predicted model, not a curated record.
AUGCUGUUGAAGAAUAUGUCGUUGAAGAUUGCGAAAAGUCUUUCAAGAUCUUCCAGGUUCAAAGGUUGUCUCAAAUUCCAUGUCCCACACUUCUUACAGCAAAUCAGAGGGCAACAAGGGACAAUCUCUGUGUUGUUGCAGACGCUUCAAAUGACAUCUAUUGAAGAUAUUAGAGCUACAGUCAAAGAGAACUAUCUGCUUCUGCAGCAGGUAUAUCGCGGAAUGCGACGUUUGCGACACUCCUAUCCUGGCAUCAAAGCACCAGGAUCUAUUUUUGAAGAGAAAGUAGAAAUUGAGUCCAUCAACACUACUGUAUCUUCUACUACCUUUGCAUUCGAUAACGACGUGGUUGAUUCCAAAGCAUACCGACGAGCUUUCUUCCAAAUGCCAGCUGCUUUGCAAUCGCUCGAGGAACAGUCCGAGGGGACUUUGAAAGAUUCGGAUUUUCUGUACGACAGGAUGUCAACACUCAAGUCUAUUCUCAAAGAUAGAGAAAAUGAGAACAUCCAGUUACGUGAGCAGAUUGGAAAGUUUGGAAAGAUAAAUUCAUCCCUUGUGGUCCAAAUUCAAGAAAAAGACAAGAAGUAUGAAACUACAGUGGCAAAUCUCGAAGCCGCAGAGAGGAGCAAGAAGCCUCUUCUAGCACAGGUUCGGUCUCUGAUUAAUCGGAUCCCCGACACAAGCCAUAAGCUAUGGCUAUUUGCUGGCGUGGACCAAAACACAGCUUUCAACUACUGUGUCACGCAUGAUAUGAUUGACUCGGAUAUGGAGACAAUAGUGAUCAACACUGAUAGUGACGACUCCACGUGUGGCGAGUUACGCCGCAUGGUCGGUGAAAUGAUUACAGACCAUCGGGACUUGACAUCAACUGUGGGAGACCACACGGCAUUGUUGCUUGGAGGCAAUUCACUUCUAAUCGGAAACUUGGUUUCCACCGCUGGUCGGAUGGUGUGGCCUGGUCCUAUUUCAAUGAGCCUGGACGACUUCAAACAGCGUGUAGAGUUGCUGGAUGAUGAUGGGAUCAAGAUGGAAGCAUCGGACAUGAAGCUCCUAGAGCCUUGCUUGGGCGAUGCUAGGUCUUUGCCCACGAUCGUGAGCGAGGGUAAAGUUGACUUUCUUGGAAACGAACCUGCACAAACAAGAAGAGCAUCAGAAGAUAAAUCAUUGAGAAACCUGAGAUGGUCUUCAUAG